Melanotaenia boesemani (Boeseman's rainbowfish) is the source of this 3780-nucleotide messenger RNA. It is a transcript of the gene lrp10, whose product is annotated as low density lipoprotein receptor-related protein 10. Gene Ontology annotation, molecular function: protein binding. The transcript has 10 exons. The record is from RefSeq and is a predicted model, not a curated record. NCBI's taxonomy places the organism in Eukaryota, Metazoa, Chordata, Actinopteri, Atheriniformes, Melanotaeniidae. Gene Ontology annotation, cellular component: plasma membrane. The coding region runs from base 210 to 2600 and encodes 796 amino acids.
CAAGCCCCGCCCCUCCUGUCAUGAGCUGCAAUAUGCGGAAGUAGCUCAGAACUUGUCAACAAGAAAGGCCGACUGACAUGGCCAAGUCUUCCUGAACGAAGCCUCCUGAAAUGGAGCUUAACUGACAUCUACUAGAUAUACAUUUUUAAACCUCCAAAGUUUUAUUUUUUAAUUAAUUUUAAACUAUUUAGAGGAGGACCAUUACCACAAUGACAGUCAGUCACAAACUAUGCGCACUUCUAGUUUUCUCCAUAACAGCAUGCAGCCAUUUUGAGCCUGCCCUCAGCUUUGCCCACUGUGGGCAUCUGCCUCAGGUCAUAGACAGUAAAGUGGGAGAGAUCAGGAGUUCUGCUUACCACAGCUGGUCCUACCGCUUUGGCUCAACUUAUGACUGCUGGGUCAUCAAAGGUUCAGACAAGGAACCCAUCGUUCUCAGCUUCUCUCAGUUCUCAGCACGGUGUAAGAAGGAAUGGGUUUCUAUAAAAUCGUCAACUGGGGGUGAGCCACUUGUUCUUUGUGGCUCCAAGCUGCCACAGCCAUUGGAGUUCCCAGGGGGAAAUAUUACGGUGGUGCACCAUUUUCUCCCGCACCUGUUCCCAGUGUCGUCGUUUCUACUAAACUAUGCCAGAGACUCAGGCGACUGCCCACAGACCUCUUUUAAAUGCCUCGGGGGUCGGUGCCUCCCCCUCUCCUGGCGCUGUAACGGGCAGGUAGAGUGUCUUGGUGAAGGCAUCGGCACGGAUGAACUGGGCUGUGAUGACGACAUGGACUACAUCCACCCAAUAACUGAGGCUGUGUCAUCUUCAGAUAUGAACAAUGAUUGGAACUUAGGGAGACCUAAAGUCACUGAGAAAACUCAGAGCUCAGUUAGACCAACUGAUGGGUAUGCUUACAGGGAUUUCUGGUUCCCGGAGAGUGAGAAGGAUAGAACAGAUCAAGAGCAGCCUGUGACGCAAAAGAAGCUUACUGUGACUCCCACUCCCAUUGAGUGGCCUUGCGGGGGGCUUCUUCAGACCUUUUAUGGGACCUUCUCCCCUCCAUCCUCGCGUGGUCUUAGGCAGUUCUGUGUUUGGACUCUGGACCCUCAGGACUCCAGGCCACUAAGAUUGGACCUGCAGCAGCUGACCCUGGGGUCAGGGGAUAGGCUCACCAUCUACAACAGAGAGGAAGGCAAAGGAGACAUUAUCAAAAAUAUCACCAGUGCAUCCAAUUACAAGCCAGUCCAAGUUGAGUCCCACACUGGUGUGCUGUCUCUAGCUUAUGAGAGACUUCCUGGCUCGAUGGGGAGCGGUUUUAAGGCUACAUUCCAUGUAGGCACUUACUGUCCUCCAUGGGAAGGUCGGUGUGGAGGAGCAGCAGGAGGUUGCUUUACCCAGGAGCAGCGCUGUGAUGGGAGAUGGGACUGUUCUGAGACUGGGAAGGAUGAGCAAGGUUGUGGGGGCUGCAGCCAGAACCAGUUUGCAUGCGGAGUGGCCGGACAGAGAGCAGCGGUGUCCAACCAUUUUGCUGGCAGACCGCUGUGUUACGAGGUGACCAAGAGAUGUAACUACCAACUGGAGUGUGCUGAUGGCAGUGAUGAGAGGGACUGCACUGUGUGCCAGCCAGGGACCUUCCACUGUGACAGUGACAGGUGUGUGUUAGAGAGCUGGCGCUGUGACGGCCAGAUGGAUUGUAAAGACGGCACUGACGAGCUCAACUGCACCGUCAUGCUGCCCCGUAAGGUCAUUACAGCGGCAACAGUGGGCAGCCUUGUUUGUGGACUGUUGCUGGUCAUCGCCAUGGGCUGCACGUGUAAACUGUACUCGCUCAGGACCAGAGAAUAUAGCUUGUUUGCUCCAAUAAGCCGCCAGGAAGCAGAGUUGAUCCAGCAACAGGCUCCUCCCUCCUACGGUCAGCUGAUUGCCCAGGGAAUCAUCCCCCCAGUGGAGGAUUUCCCCACAGAAAACGCCAGUGAGACCUCCUCUCUUUCUCUGAGAGGAAUCCUUCAGCUUCUCCGUCAGGAUGCUGCCAACUCCCCACACCGCAGACGGAGGCCCCGAUUUGUCCGCCGGGCUGUUCGCCGCAUGAGGAGGUGGGGUCUGAUCCCUAGGCCUACCUCCAGGCCGACUCAAACCUCAAGCUCCAGCCAGCAGCAGUCGAACGCCGCUCCCGCUGGUCAGGAAGCAUCUAACUCCACGCCAACAAGCUCCUCGUCGGCCGUAGAGGCCGUCAACCAGCCAGUCCCUCAAAAACUUUGCCUAUUGGCUCAGACGGAGCAACAGCAGCAGGAAACGCUGCCUCCUCUAUUGCCACUGCCUCUGCCGUCUGUUGCCUCCCCACCUCCCCCUCCAUACGUUCCCCCGGCUUCACCCCUGGACACUCCCCAGACUCCUCCUGUUGCCAUCCCCCCUAGCAGCCCGUCUCUGGCCUCCAUCUUCCACACACUAGGCCUGAGUAUUUCCCUUUUCAGGGCUUCACCCUCUUCCUCCUCCACCAAUUCCAUGCCUCUUUCUGCCUCUCCUUCCUUCUCCUCCUCGUCGUCCUCCUCAGAUGACGAGGUGCUGCUCAUACCGUUGUCUGAAGACACCACGUCAGAAGAUGAUGUGCCCCUGCUUACCUGAAUGACUUCCUCACUCAGUAUCCCACACCUUUGCUGUAUCUCCCUUACACUUUAAUAACUGAAACCUAGUCUUUCCAUAUUUGUUUGAACUUAAGCACAGGAGCACCCUGCAACAAGACUCAUCCUCUCUGUGCAAGUCUGGUGCCUUUUUGAAAUUGUUUAGAUUUGGGUUUGUUGACGUUUGGAAUCAGGUAUUGGACUAUUGGUUUUAUUUCCCUAAAGUGAAGAUGAGACAUGGCUGGUGUAUGUUAAAAUGAACCAUUGUUGAGUAUUGGACGUGCACUUUACACUGGGCUGCACAGAGAAGGUAAACUUUUGCACAGACGGAUCUUCCCUAUCCAGAUACUGAGGCAGGCUACUGUCAGACUGAUUUGAGUUCUUAAGAUUGAAAUUAUUGUGUUUGUGUGACUGCAACUGUGUGAAUGCAACUGCAUUUUAGUCUUAUGUAGACAGUGGAGUAUGACUCUGGAUGUGAAUUGUCUCAGCAUACUUCUGCCACUUGCAUUCAGUCUGAUGUUGGAUCACAAAUAUUUUAUUGAAGGAAAAAAAAAAAGUAGUUUCCCCUAUUUAAGUGCCUUUUAAGGAGUUUCCUGUUAAUAGCUUGAGGAUAUUGACAAGUCCUGAAUACACACUGCACACAAAAACACACAAAGGCUCAUGUUUUCUUCACAUCCUAGCACGCAUCAACACAAUGGUGGUUUUAUUAUUACAUGAAAAAUGCAUGUUUACUCUGCAAACUGGCAAUAACCUUUUGGGACCCCUGUUUUAGUGCACAUUGAUUGCAAAGUAACUACGUGUUUAAGUACACAUAGGCAAACCUUUCCAAAUGAAUGAAUGUAAUCUAUAAAGGUAAAUGUUUCAACAGACAAUCUCUUUGGUGCCUGAUUUUUAUGAUUUGUGUGUGUAGUGUGGGGCAGGAAGAUGAGGUGCCCUAAUGAUGAAAAGGGGCCCCAAAAUUCACAGAAUAACCUCAACUUCUGAUGGGACUCGAAUGCUUUGUCACCUUUGACGCAACAGACUUGUGGUGUGCCAUUUGUAUUAUUAUCAUACAUGUUAUGUUUUUAUUUCAACUAGCUGCAUAUCUUUUUCUUUAAAGUUCUUUUUGCUUUGUUGAAUGUAUUAGGAUCUAUGUGGAGUAGCCAGAAAUUUUUAAUUUGCAAAGUAAUGAAGAAAUAAAAGGA